This is a messenger RNA of Eublepharis macularius, 3341 nucleotides long. RefSeq names its product leucine carboxyl methyltransferase 2 (gene LCMT2). NCBI's taxonomy places the organism in Eukaryota, Metazoa, Chordata, Lepidosauria, Squamata, Eublepharidae. The record is from RefSeq and is a predicted model, not a curated record. Gene Ontology annotation, molecular function: protein binding; tRNA methyltransferase activity. The coding region runs from base 72 to 2123 and encodes 683 amino acids. The transcript has 14 exons. Gene Ontology annotation, biological process: wybutosine biosynthetic process; tRNA methylation.
CGCGGCGGGGCGCUCUGGGCCGGCGUCUCUGUGGCGCGGCGCCCUCGCGGCUCCUCGUCCUCCCGCUCCUGAUGGGCCCCGGCCGGGAGGCGGCGGUGCGGGGCACCGGGGGCAGCAGCGCCGCCAGCAAGAGCUCGGCCGCCCGCGCGGGCUACACGCAGGACCGCUUCGUGCUCCGCCUCGUCCCCCGGCCCGGCCGCCGCGCGCCCCUCAUCCACCGGGGCUACUACGUCCGGGCGAGAGCGGUGGGCCACUGCGCGGAGGCCUUCCUGCGGGGCGGCGGCGGCGGCGGGCGGCGCAGGCAGGUGCUGUCGCUAGGCGCCGGGCUGGACGCGCUCUUCUUCGGCCUGCGGGGCGAGGGCCGGCUGGGGCGCGCCGCCUACUUCGAGGUGGACUUCCCGCAGGUGGCGGCCCGGAAGGCGGCCCUGAUCGCGGCGGACGAAGCGCUGGCCGCGCUGGCGGGGCCCCGGGCGGCGGAGCGCGAGUCGGGAGCUGUUUGUUAUGCGGGGGAAGAUUACUGGCUGUUGGGACUGGACCUGGCCGACCUUCCAAAGCUCGAGGAAGCCUUGCGUGGCGCUGGCUUGGACCCCCAGGCACCAACAAUGCUGCUGGCAGAAGUGGUCCUCACGUACAUGGAGGUGGAAAGAUCUGAUGCUCUGAUUCAAUGGGCAGCCAAGCAUUUCUCACAAGCGUGGUUUGUUCUCUAUGAGCAGAUCCACCCCGAUGAUCCUUUUGGACGUGUUAUGCAAAAUCAUUUUACCCAGUGCCGUUCUCCUCUCUGUUCCUUGGCCCAGUACCCUACCCUCAAGGCCCAGCAUGUACGCUUCCUGCAGAAGGGCUGGACGGCGUGCCAUGCCAUUGACAUGAAUGAGUUCUAUGCACGCUUUGUCUGUGGAGAUGAGCGACGGAGGAUCCAGGCCUUGGAGCCCUUUGAUGAGUUUGAGGAAUGGCACUUGAAAUGUUCCCAUUAUUUUGUCCUUGUGGCCUUGAAAGGGGAUGAGCUGUGCCAGACGCCGGUGUUUCCCGGGGUGGAAGAGAAAGCGUUCCUGCCUCUCGCGCCCCCUUGUUUUGCUGGGACUGUUGCUACAUCGGUCUGCGCUGCAGACUUGGGAAUCACCGACCUGAGACGAUACGGCCAUCGGUCUGUGCGCAUUGCACCUCAUGCGAUCCUUACCACAGGAGGGUUUGGUGACUGCCGUGGCCGUCACUGCCGCCUGACUGAACUGCAUGUCCUGAUCAAAUAUGGAGACGGGUGGAGAAGUGACAAUGUCUGCUUGGCCAAGUCUGGGGGAGCCUGGGAUGGACGGUUAUUCCACACAGUGACCCUUCUGCAGGCAGGCUGGGCUAUAGUGGUGGGGGGACGUCUGUCUCCAGUGAGCCCUGCCCUGGAGGUCUGUGGCUUGCGAAUGUUGGGGGCUGAUGGCUCCUCGACCCCCCACAGCUGUCCUGUGAUGGAGAUCAUUCGACUGCCUCCUGUGGAGGAUCUGGCUUUGCCACGCUGGAGACAUACAGCCACUGAAGUUGUUCAUCAAGGUGAGGCACACCUGUUCAUUUAUGGUGGCUGUAGCCGUGGGCAGGCUGUUCUGGCAGACUGGUGCUUCCUGCACUUGGAGGGGCUCUGUUGCCGGCAGGUUCCUGUGGAGGGUCCUGUUCCGGUCGGCCGCCAUUCUCACAGUGCCUGUGGGUGGGAAGGCGGCGCUCUCAUUGCAGGUGGUCUAGAAGCAACUGAACAGGCCCUGGGCACUGUCCUGUAUUUGAAGCCAACAGAGAGUGGCUUCCAGUGGUGUCCUAUUGAGACGUGUCCACCACUUACUCCUAGGUACUCGCACACAGCUCACGUGCACCGUGGGAAGCUGUUGCUGGUGGGUGGAGUCUGGUUUCAUGGCCCUUCAGUGCCCGGUGUGGCUGUGAUAGAUCUGGCAACAGGGUUCACCACAGAAUAUCACAUCGACACAGCUUCGUUGGAAUGGCCUCUGAUGCUACACAACCACAGCAGUGUCUUUAUGGCAGAGGAGGAGGAGGCUCUUCUGAUCGGUGGUGGUGGCAACUGCUUCUCCUUUGGGAGUCACCUUAACCGGCAUCCAGUCCACCUGGCCCUUGGUGACCUCUUGAGUGGGCAGUGAGGCUUCUGCAGAGAGGAUCUCGGGCGUGCCUGCAUUGGCAACACCUUGGGCUUUUCAGUUGUGGGAAGCAUCUUCUGAUCUACGCCAGCGUCCUCGGAGGAUAAUAAGUGGACUUUGACAGAGAUGAGAGAGCAUUGUUUGCCUCUUGGAGGAUAUUCUUGCAGGAAUAGCCAGGGCUGCCUUCUGCAGAGGAGGAGCUACAAGCAGCCACAAACACCCCGUAGCAGUUAAUAAGCGGAAGGAAAGAGGCGGCAGAGAAACACAGAGUGGGCAGCUGCUGCAGCUGCUGGCACCUGUUUAAGGGCCCCUGCCUGAAGAGGUGUCGCUCCAGUAACUUGUGGUUCUGCUGUCAUGGCAGGGGGAGGCCAAGGUGGUGGAAUUCUGAUCUUUGUCAUGGUAGUUUAUUGUGAUAAAUGCGUAGUGCUAUCUGAUAACCAAGGAAGUUAUUUUUCACAAAAUAUUUUUUUAAGAAAGAUAAGCAGCCUUUUCUUAAUGUCAUACAUUGUUGUAUGAGAUUAUUUUAUUGCUUUAAAUCAAAAUUUGGUCUUUACCUAAGUUGUUUAAAAAGAAACUAGCUGUUUUAAAUUAUAUUUAUUUUUCAGCAGUUUUUAUCCAUCCAGGCACAUUCCUUUUCAUGAGGGGAUGAACAUAGGCUUAUAUGACUGACACAUUUCUUAAGUUACUUGCAAGAAAGCCUAACUAGAACUAACAGGGCUUGCUUCAAGGAAAUGUAUUGAGUUGAGGCUGAUGUCCUACUUCUGCUUUGUGCAUCGCUACCCUCUGCAGAAGUGGUCCCCUUGCACAUCUUUCUCAGGCAGGAUAUAUUCUUGUGUUGAGUGGAAAGCACCUAGUACCAAGGGACCGCCUCCCCAACAGAAGACAACACUGGUUAGGCAGAAGAAAAGCAUGGGAGAGCCAAGCCAUGAAGAGGUGUGUGUAGCACACGAUUGCCCUACAAAGGCAGCAAGAUUCCAGUGCACCUGAAAUGAAUGCCCAAAUUUUAAUUGAAAAGAAUAUACCAUUAUAGUCGUGGCAAAAGUAUAAUGAAAACAUAUUGAGAUGGGAGGAGGGAGUUGGAAGUCUAUUGCAUCUGCCCCUUCUGUCUAAUAUGCUGUACUCAAGUUUGGUUUUCCAAUAACCGGUGGAAUGUAUCCAUAUGGAUAUAGAGUACAGUGUUUGGGUGUUAUAAUUUCUAAUAAAAGAAUUGUUAUACCAGAA